This is a messenger RNA of Colletotrichum karsti, 1608 nucleotides long. RefSeq names its product transducin family protein. NCBI's taxonomy places the organism in Eukaryota, Fungi, Ascomycota, Sordariomycetes, Glomerellales, Glomerellaceae. Gene Ontology annotation, cellular component: nucleus. Gene Ontology annotation, molecular function: protein binding. Gene Ontology annotation, biological process: rRNA processing. The transcript is spliced from 2 exons. The record is from RefSeq and is a predicted model, not a curated record. The coding region runs from base 1 to 1608 and encodes 535 amino acids.
AUGUCCAUGAUCACAACAUCCACAUGGGUGCCCCGAGGCUUCGCGGCACCCUUCCCCUCCAAGUACACAUUCGACGAGGCCGAGUUCGAGCGCAUAGCGGAACUCGCCAAGCUGCAGCUGGACGACGCGAAGGAGGACUAUGAGGACGCGAAAGAAGAGGAAGAUGCGGCGAUGUCCGCAAAGGACUCGGCUCCCAGCUCAAAAGCCGAGAAGGUCGACAUCAACGACGCGGACCUGAAAGAGUACGACCUCGAGCACUACGACGACACCGACGAGGACGACGACGAGGAGAAGGUCGGACAGGGCGAGGGCAUGGCCAUGUUCGGCAACGUCAAGUCGCUGGCCUACUACGAGUCGAACAAGGAGGACCCGUACAUCACCCUGAAGGACCAGGACGACGACGAGGACGAGGACCGCGAGGACCUGCAGAUCCUCGCGACCGACAACCUGCUGCUCGCGGCCAAGGUCGAGGACGAGAUGGCGCACCUCGAGGUCUACGUCUACGAGGACGCCGCGGACAACCUCUACGUCCACCACGACAUCAUGCUGCCGGCGAUACCCCUCUGCGUCGAGUGGCUCGACAUUCCCGUGCAAAAGGCUGGCGUCGACAAGGACUCGACGGCCAACUUCGUCGCCGUCGGCACUAUGGACCCUGAUAUUGAGGUCUGGGACUUGGACACGGUGGACUGCAUGUACCCCAACGCCAUCCUGGGUCAGGCCGGCGAGGGUUCUGAGGAGAAGAAGAAAAAGAAGAAGAAGAAGGCCAAGGCUAACGACGAGUACCACGUCGACGCCGUUUUGGCUCUCGCCGCGAACAGGAAGCACAGGAACUUGUUGGCGUCUGCCUCGGCAGACAAGACCGUCAAGCUUUGGGAUCUGCACACGGCGAAGUGUGCCAAGUCGUACACUUACCACACGGACAAGGUCUGCUCUCUGGCGUGGCAUACGGUUGAGUCCACCGUUCUUCUGAGCGGCAGCUACGACAGAACGGUUGUCGCCGCAGACAUGAGAGCCCCUGAGGCCAAGGCGCCCAGGUGGGGUGUCGAGAGCGAUGUCGAGAACAUCCGGUGGGAUCCCCACGACCAGAACUUCUUCUACGUCUCUACGGAGAACGGUAUCAUCCACUACCACGACGUCCGUAAUGCGCCGUCAACCCCUGAGGCGACCAAGGCCGUCUGGACGCUGCAAGCGCACGACGAGUCGGUUUCUUCCUUUGACAUCAACCCCGUGCUGCCUGGUUUCAUGGCCACCGGUUCGACCGACAAGACCGUCAAGCUGUGGAACAUUCAACCCUCGGGCCCUUCCAUGGUCGUCUCCCGCAACCUGGACGUCGGCAAGAUCUUCUCUACACAAUUCGCGCCGGAUCCCGAGGUGGCUUUCAGGCUCGCUGUUGCCGGCAGCCGCGGUACCAUGCACGUCUGGGACACCAGCACCAACGCCGCCGUGCGCCACGCCUUUGCCGGGCGCGUUCCCCGAAAGGCGGAUGGCGCCGAAGAGGAGGACAGGCUGGUCGGUGUCGCUGACGAUGACAGCAGCUCCAGCGAGGACGAGGGUGAGGAUGAGGAGGGUGAAAAGGAUGGCGAAUCGAUGGACGAGGAUGAUGACUAG